AUGCAGGCCGACGCAUCGCGGCGCGCCUCCAAGGUUUCGGCCACUCGGGUCGAAACCGGCGCCAGCAACACCAAUGCAGACCGCACCCUCGAAGAAUUCGGCUAUAAGCCCGAGUUGGAGCGCAAUCGCUCCAUCUGGCAGGUCACCUUCAUGUGCUUCAUUCUCUCCUCCGUUCCGUAUGGUCUGUCCACGACCCUGUAUUAUCCCCUCGUCGCCGGUGGCUCCGCCAAUGUCAUCUGGGGGUGGGUGUUGAUCUCCUUCCUGAUUCUCUGCGUGGCCAUCUCUCUGGCUGAAAUUACCUCGGUGUAUCCGACUGCUGGUGGAGUAUACUAUCAAACGUUUGUUCUGUCGCCCCUGUGGUGUCGACGGGUCACAUCCUGGAUUUGUGGCUGGUCGUACGUCGCUGGAAACAUCACCAUCACUCUCGCCGUCAAUUUCGGUACCGCGCUUCUGUUCAUUGGCUGUCUCGAUGUCUUUGAAAAAUCUCCCGGCGUCGGACUCACCGAUGAUUUUGGUGCUUGGCAGACUUUCUUGAUCUUCCUGGCCAUCACGCUGUUGACGCAUGCCAUCUCGGCCUAUGGCAACAAAUGGUUGACCAUGCUCGAGACCUUUGCCAUCUUCUGGACCAUUGCUGGCUUGAUCGCCAUAGUCGUCUGCCUGCUUACCAUCGCCAAGCAGGGCCGCCGUGAUGCGUCCUGGGUCUUUGGAAACUUUGAGCCUCAGGCUGGUUGGCCAGCGGGCUGGUCGUUCUGCAUUGGUCUGUUGCAAGCGGCCUACGCUACUUCGGCCACCGGCAUGAUUAUCUCACUCUGUGAGGAAGUCCGCGAACCAGCUGUUAUGGUGCCCAAGGCCAUGGUUGGCACCAUUGUCAUCAAUUUUCUGGCUGGCCUUCUCUUCCUCAUUCCCCUGUGCUUUGUGAUGCCAGAGCUGAGCUUGGUCAUCAACUCCGCUCAGCCCACGCCCGUUAUCUUCAAGGCCGCCAUUGGCAAUGCUGCCGGAGCCUUCUGCUUGACCAUCCCUCUGCUCGUUCUCGGUCUGAUCUGCGGUGUUGGCUGUGUCACUGCCACUUCGCGGUGUACCUGGGCCUUUGCCCGUGAUGGCGGUAUCCCUGGCUCUGGCUGGUGGAAGAUUGUGGACAAGAAGCUCGAUAUCCCUCUCAACGCCAUGGCCCUUGGCAUGGUGAUCGAGAUCGCGCUCGGUCUCAUCUACUUUGGCUCCACUGCUGCGUACAAUGCCUUUUCUGGUGUUGGUGUCAUCUUCUUGACUACCAGUUACGCAUGUCCUAUUGCCGUCUCCUUGAUCUUCCGUCGUCGCGAGGAUAUCAAGAAUGGCCGAUUCAACUUUGGUGUUAUUGGCUUGAUCGCCAAUGUCUUUGCCCUCGCAUGGAGUAUCCUGGCCAUUCCGUUGUUCUGCAUGCCCACGACCAAGGAGGUGACUGAGCAGACCAUGAACUACGCCUCUGUGGUGUUCUUUGGUUUUAUCGUCAUCGCUACCGUCUGGUAUUUCUUCGCGAGGAAAUCCUACCGUGGCCCCCCAACGGAUGCAAUUCACGAUGAGGACUCAAUCUCGCCAUCCUCGCGUGAAACAAGCGAGGUGUCUCGCGAGAGCCAUGAGCUUGCCGGAAAGCCCAAAUCACCUUGA
Penicillium diatomitis is the source of this 1641-nucleotide messenger RNA. RefSeq names its product putative amino acid permease. Gene Ontology annotation, molecular function: transmembrane transporter activity. Bases 1 to 1641 code for a protein of 546 amino acids. Gene Ontology annotation, biological process: transmembrane transport. Gene Ontology annotation, cellular component: membrane. The transcript is spliced from 5 exons. NCBI's taxonomy places the organism in Eukaryota, Fungi, Ascomycota, Eurotiomycetes, Eurotiales, Aspergillaceae. The record is from RefSeq and is a predicted model, not a curated record.